Dichotomopilus funicola is the source of this 1662-nucleotide messenger RNA. RefSeq lists its product as uncharacterized. The record is from RefSeq and is a predicted model, not a curated record. Lineage: Eukaryota; Fungi; Ascomycota; Sordariomycetes; Sordariales; Chaetomiaceae. The coding region runs from base 1 to 1662 and encodes 553 amino acids. The transcript has a single exon.
AUGGCUUUCAUCCAAGACCCCCGCCUCCGCCAAACCUGGAACCAGCUCUCCCACACCACCGAAACCGUCACCUCCGACGCCGCAGCAGGCAUCUGGACCUUUGGCCACCGCUACGUCAACCCCUGUCUGGCCUCGCUCGCCGGCGCCGUCGACUCGUGCACGUCUGUCUGUCUCGGAGACCGCGAGGAACGGGCGCGCCGUGCUCGCGAGCGGGACUGGGGGGCGCGCGGGAUUAGGUGGGCUGGAGGAGGAGGAGGUGGUGGUACUGGUAGUGGUACUGGGCACGGAAGUAGUGGGCCGUGGAGGAGGAGUGGGGUGGAGUAUAGUUUUGAUUUUUACGAUGAUUGGGAGGAGGACUAUUUUGCGGCGGAGGGGUUUUUGGAUGACGAGGAGGAGAGUGGGAGGGGGUAUUUUGGCGGGGAUGAGGGGGAUGGUGGGAGGCGGGCUGGUGGAGGAGGAGGAGGGAUCUUGAGAGGGGACUGGGAUCGGUUGUUGGUUGGGUCGGGAUCGGGGGGUCGAUCGCGGCAUGGUGGCAGUGGAGCGGGGGAUGUGGUGGACCAGCCGAGACGGAAGAGGGGGAUGAGUUACGGGACGAGAGGCGUAGCAGGGAGGAGGAAGGUGUCUGGGGAAGAAGACCCGAAUGUAAUACCACGGACGGCGCCGCUGGGGUUUCUCGGGAGGCUGCCAUUCAAGAUUGUGGGGAGUCUGCGGUAUAAGCCCUCAGCGGCGAACCUGCGCGAGCAUCCCGGUGCUGGAUCGGGGACGACGGCGGCCGCGCAGCGGGGGGGAUACCAAGGCGAGAGGGAUAUGGGAAGCCGUGGCGAACAGGAGCCAUUACUCGGCGCGAGCAGCCAUGGUGGCGAAGACGCGACGACAACUAGCCUAGCCGAGCAACGAAAACGGCCACGAAGCAACACGACCAACUCGGGCGACACAUCCAGCUCGUACCGAUCACGGGGGGACUUGUUCCCUAGCGAUGGAGAAGGAGACGAAGAUGCGGUGCCACUCGACGAUGAGUUCACCGUCGCGCUCGAACGGGUCGACGACCGGGGGAGUACCAAGACAAGGAGUAGCAAGGGCAAGCGGCGGGCGGGCGAUCGCGAGCGCGAUCCUGACAAGGGGCUGUCGAGGACGGUCUCGCGCACGACGCUCUCAUCAACAGAUCAGUCCGGGGGCGAGCAUAAAUGGGAGAGCAACCCGGUAUCGCCCGUGCGGGAGGUGGAAGACAGUGGUAUUCUGGUAUCGGCAGCACAGUCACUGGAAGAUCUCCAGCGCGAGGAAGAGCAGGCGGAGCGGGAGGAGCAUGAGGCGAUUGAACGGAGACGGAGGGCGGCGGAACAGUUGGCUGUACAGCGGGGGUUGAGGAGAGAGGCCGUAUCGAAUGAAGUGACAGAGGAGGCUGGGACACACGGCACUGUUGUACGAGUUGAGGGUAACAAUCACGCUGAUAACUACGGGCACCACGAUAACCAUAACAACGAGAAUCAGGACAACGACGAGAGCAAAGGCGGUUAUGGCCUAGAUGAAGCAAAUACCGAGGAAUCGAAACCCCCACCACCAACAACAGAACCCGCGCGGUCAUCCGCAGUGGCGCAUAUGAAUGGAAAGUCGCGCGAGGCGAGCAGCACCUUUGUACCAGCGCGGUUGCCGCAUUUUGGGUGA